Molecule: messenger RNA, 1482 nt
Organism: Talaromyces amestolkiae
Lineage: Eukaryota; Fungi; Ascomycota; Eurotiomycetes; Eurotiales; Trichocomaceae
Exons: 4
Coding region: 1-1482 (493 amino acids)
Biological process (GO): NAD+ biosynthetic process
Cellular component (GO): cytoplasm
Molecular function (GO): pyridoxal phosphate binding; kynureninase activity
Source: RefSeq, a predicted model, not a curated record
AUGGGUUCCAGGCUUCACUUCCAGAGAAUCAAAGAGCGCCCUCCGCUCCCCCACCAUGACGAUAUAAGAGCUUAUAAGCGGGAAUAUGCAGAAGCUUUGGACGAACGGGAUCCUCUCAGGUCAUAUCGUGAUCAAUUCAUUAUUCCGUCCAAGAAGGAUUUACUCAGGAAGAGGCUAGCGGACACCGAAGGAGACGAUGAAUCAGAUCCACGCUGUACAUAUCUCUGCGGAAACUCCCUAGGUCUUCAGCCAAAGAAUCUCCGCAAAUACCUCGAUCAAUACCUCAGAUCAUGGGCCAUAAAGGGAGUCACAGGUCACUUCGUUUCUCAUGAGGAUGCUUUACUUCCCCCUUACUUGCAUGUGGAUGAUGCAGGCUCAAAGCUUCUGGCUCCCAUUGUGGGCGCUUCGCCCAGCGAGGUUGCUGUUAUGGGAACGUUGACGGGGAAUAUACACAUAUUGAUGAGCAGUUUUUAUCGACCGACGGCGGAACGACAUAAGAUUAUCCUUGAAGGAAAGGCGUUUCCCAGUGAUCAUUACGCCGUUGAAUCCCAAAUUCGACUCCACAACUUCGACCCCGCAACCUCCAUGGUCCUCAUUGAGCCCGAAGACGCCGAGAAACCCAUUCUCAGUACCGAGCAAAUUCUAAGAGUCAUCGACGAAAAUGCCUCUGACACAGCCCUGAUAUUCCUCCCAGGCAUCCAAUUCUACACGGGCCAGUACUUUGAUAUUAAGACCAUCACUGCCCAUGCACAUUCAAAGGGGAUACCAAUCGGCUGGGACUGUGCGCAUGCCGUUGGAAACGUUGAGCUGCAAUUGCAUGAUUGGGAUGUCGAUUUUGCCGUUUGGUGUCAUUACAAGUAUGUAAAUAGCGGGCCGGGGGCUAUGGCGGGAUUGUUCGUGCAUGAGAAACACGGGAUAGUUAAGCUCGGCGAAGAGACUGGUGAGAGUCCAUCGUAUCAUCCUCGAUUGGCUGGGUGGUGGGGACAUGAUAAGGAGACUCGUUUCCAGAUGAACAACAAAUUCGUCCCCCAAGAAGGUGCAGCAGGCUACCAAAUCUCCAAUCCCUCAGUCCUCGAUCUCAGCGCCGUAGCCUCAUCCCUCGAAAUCUUCAAUCAAGCAACCAUGCCCGCCCUCCGCCAGAAAUCCUUAGAACUGACAGGCUACCUCGAGCACCUCCUCCUCAAAUAUCCGCUUGACGACCCAUCAACCUCGAACGACAAGGACCAGAGACCAUUCACAAUAAUCACCCCCUCAGACCCAUCCUCGCGCGGCGCUCAACUCAGCAUUCUUCUUCAACCCGGGCUGCUGGACAAAGUACUCGAAAUCCUCGAGGAAGAAGGCGUGGUGAUUGAUGAACGGAAACCGAACGUUGUGCGUGUUGCGCCGGCGCCGUUAUAUAACACUUUUACGGAUGUAUGGGAGUUUCAUCGGGUGUUUGUAUUGGCGUGUAAAGAGGCUGUUAAGGCUAGGGAUGGAAAGUAG